Salmo salar (Atlantic salmon) is the source of this 483-nucleotide messenger RNA. NCBI's taxonomy places the organism in Eukaryota, Metazoa, Chordata, Actinopteri, Salmoniformes, Salmonidae. The record is from RefSeq and is a predicted model, not a curated record.
AUGCAAUCAACUUUCAGCUGGUGCAAUACAGGCAUCCGGUCUCGUUCAACCCCUCUUUCUCAUCUCCCCUUAACUUUUCCCCAGCAUAAAAAAUUAAGUAGUUUAGUCAUAUUUUAUAUAUUUCUCUUUUUCACAGCACCACGGUCUGGCCUGGCUGCAAAACACUUCAUCGAUGUUGGGGCUGGAGUAGUGGAUGAGGACUAUAGAGGUAAUGUGGGGGUGGUGCUGUUCAACUUCAGCAAGGAAACCUUUGAAGUGAAAAAAGGGGACCGUGUGGCUCAGCUGGUGUGUGAGAGGAUCUGCUACCCAGACCUACAGGAGCUAAAGACUCUGGAUGAGACCGAGCGUGGAGCUGGAGGAUUUGGCUCCACAGGCAGCAACUGAUACAUCAACAUUGUAAACCAGCCUAUUGGUUUUGUUCUGUUACAUGUUAUGAGGUUGUACAAUAAUUACAUUGUUUAAUAAAGACUUAUUAUCCCUUUG